This is a messenger RNA of Ambispora gerdemannii, 1103 nucleotides long. NCBI's taxonomy places the organism in Eukaryota, Fungi, Glomeromycota, Glomeromycetes, Archaeosporales, Ambisporaceae. The record is from the annotation of a GenBank genome assembly.
GUAAGGGAAAACCUAGAGGCUUGCAAAGCGCUCGCAAACUGCGUACACACCGUCGAGAAGAACGGUGGGCAGACAAACAAUAUAAAAAGCGGGCUUUGGGUACAGCAUAUAAAUCAUCUCCUUUUGGCGGAUCUUCUCAUGCUAAGGGUAUCGUACUAGAAAAAAUUGGUGUUGAAGCUAAACAACCGAAUUCGGCUAUUAGGAAAUGUGUCCGUGUUCAAUUAAUAAAAAAUGGUAAAAAAGUUACAGCUUUCGUACCGAAUGAUGGUUGUCUAAAUUAUGUCGAGGAGAAUGACGAAGUGUUAAUUGCCGGUUUUGGUCGUAAAGGUCGCGCUGUUGGUGAUAUUCCCGGUGUGCGUUUUAAAGUGGUUAAAGUAUCUGGUGUAUCUUUACUGGCUCUGUCAAUUUCAAGACCAAUAACUUUUUCUGAUGAUGACAUUACUCUAACAGAUGAAAAGAAGGAGAAACAAUACGUACACGAUGUGUACGAAGCGAUAGCACCACAUUUCAGUAAAACAAGAUUUAAGCCUUGGCCUGUGGUUGAAGCAUUUCUCAAACAGCUACCAAGUGGGAGUAUUGGUGCGGAUGUUGGUUGUGGUAAUGGCAAAUACUUGAGUUCAAAUUUAAUUGCGAUAUGUGGUUCAAAAGGAUUUGAGGUUAUGAUAAGUGAUGCGUUAAAUUUACCGUAUAGAACGGAAAGUUUUGAUUUUGUAAUAUCAAUAGCUGUUAUCCAUCAUUUAAGUUCAAUCGAUCGAAGAAAUACUGCAAUCAUGGAGUUAUUUCGUAUAGCGAAACCAGAUGCACAAAUCCUUAUCUAUGUCUGGGCAUUAGAACAAUCUACCAGUUCAAGACGUCAGUUUGAUCAAGAGCAUCAAGACGUUUUUGUUCCGUGGGCUAUGCCUAUCCAGACGAACAAUCUUGACAAUAUAGAUGAUCAAAAUGAAAAGAAAAAAGAAAUUGUUUACAAUCGGUAUUAUCAUCUUUUUCGAGAAAAUGAAUUAGAUGAUUUAAUUAUAAGAACAGGUCUUGCUGAUAUUGUUAAAUCAGGUUAUGAUAAAGAUAAUUGGUAUGUGAUUGCAAAAAAGAAACAUCUUACUUAUUAG